GCCAAGGAUAAAACUCAGAUGACUCCUUUGCAUGUGGCAUCCAGCCAGGGUUCCUUUUCUGUUGCCAAAUGCCUCAUUGAUGCAGGAGCUAACUUAAGAAGCUUAGAUGAGGAACAAAUGACACCUAUGCAUUUUGCUUGUAUGGAAGGAAGUCUUGAAGUCGCCAAGCUGUUGUUUGAAACAGGUGUGUAGCUAUUAAGGAACUCCGGGUGUUGCUUUAGGAUCCACAAGGGAGAAAGAGGGCAGCUUUUACUAAGGGAAAUCAAUUUGCACAUUACUGUAAUUAGAAUUGAAAAAACUCUAGAAUCAGCAUUCCCAAAAGCACAAAGUGUUCACAAACACUUACAAGAGGUGGUCUUUUACAAGAGAUUUUAACCAUAGGGCUCUGACGUGGUAAAGUUUAGUCUUUUGGACAGGUGGUCUGCUGUAUUACUUUCUUUUUAUAAUUAAAAUUAUUAUUAUCAUCAUCAUGAUCGUCAGUGUCAUCGCCAUCAUCAUCAUCAUCAUCAUCUUUGUCCUCAUCAUCAUUAUUUUCAUUAUUAUAAUCAUUAUCAUUAUUAUUAUGAUGAUUAUUAGUAUUAUCAUUAUUAUUAUCAUUAUCAUUAUUAUUAUUAUUAUCAUAAUCAUCGUAAUCAUCAUUUGAUUAUCAUUAUCAUUAUUAUUACAUUCUUCUGUACUUAGCUGAAGAGCAAGGUGGAUGGUCCAUAGUGUCCAAAAUGGUAACAGACCAAGAUCGAGAAGAACAAACACCCCUUCACCUUGCAGUUGAGGAUGGUGAUAUUAACCUGGCAAAGCUCUGUCUGGACUAAGGAGCAAACGUUAAUGCACACAAGGUUAACAUGAGCACUCCAUUGCAUCUGGCGGCCAAUGGCGGAGAUUUGGACAUUGUCAAGAUGUUAAUAGAACAUGAUGCCAAUAUAGAAGCAAAGAAUGCCAGUCAAGAAACACCACUGCACAGAGCAGCUCAGUUUAACAGGGUAGAGAUUGUUGACUAUCUCCUAAGCAGGUAAGCUAUUAGCAGCGUUCACUCUAGAAGACUGACAAGUUGUCUCAGACGGUAGCCUGUUAAAAGGUGCAGACACUCUAAACCGUCUGAAUGGUGGACUUCUGUGAACUGCUGCUUAUAUGCCCUAGGGUUAUCCAUCUUUGUAAGGAGUUUAAGCCGGAGGGUUUAUAAGAACGGAGGGGUUUAUAACCGCAAUAGAAAAAGCACUUUGAAACAAGCUUUAGCAGUGCUGAUUAAAAUGCGUUUUACAUUUACAUGGCCGGGUUGUUCACGGUUUUCAAUAUAGGGACCUUAAGCAAGGACGACAACGACGGCAGUGAAAACGUCGGUAAAAAAAUGAAUUUACGUUCUUUCAAACUUAAUCGCAUCUAUUUGGACCCGCUCAAUAUGUCAAAUUUAGGCGACUUUUCCUGGAGUUGAAUUCUUAAGGAUUUUACUUAGGUUCAAAAAGAGGAAGGAAAAUUCGUCGUCGUAUGUCCACGUCCUCCUUAAAACGUCAAAUUAGAAGGUUUGACGUCGUAGUCGUGGACGUCAAAGAAAUCUACUAAAAAGCGUGAUGCACGUGCAGAGCUGUUGUUUUGAUCAUUAAGGUGAUGUUACACGGGACGAUUCGCAACGACGAUUUUUAGCGCAACACAACGUUGCAUCAUUGUUGCGACAUUGUUUCGAAUGGUUGCAACAUUGUUCCAAUAUUGCAACGUUUUCUUGCGCUAAAAAUCGUCGUUGCGAAUCGUUUCGUGUAACAUCACUUAAACCUAUUGUUUUGUGGAAGUCGUCGUUGUGGUCGUCGUGGUAGUUGCUUAAGCUCAUAUGAGCCGGUGGCUGGCGAAAUUCGUCGCCCAUUUCACGUGAACUCGCCACCUACUUUUCUUUGGAAAUAACCCCAGUUUAAAAAGAGUAUUCAUGUGCGGACACUGAAAAAAAGCCAAAAUGUAAUAAUGUCUGUGAUCUGUUUAAACACUCUUAAUUUUUGCUCCAGACUGCUGAAAAUGCGUUCUAAAAGGCGCAGAUUUCAAAAUUUUUCCAGAAACUCAUUCGCACCUUCAGUGCUUGCAAGUCACGCCUUCGCCGCGAGGUUUUUCCUUCUCCAUCUACUCCAAAGCUUUUGCCACCUACUUAAAAUCUUAUUGAAAACCCUGGUUGUUCAAAGCUGGGUUAAAAUACUGAACCCUGGGUUAGUGCGAAAUUUGAAUUCCGGCAGUGGUGAAAGCUUAAAAAGCAAAUUCAAUAUCAAUCUUUUUGUAUACAGUUUGAUGAUUGGAUGCUCUAAAAAGAAUGGAGAAUGUUAUCCGAGAAAUGCUUUUGAACAACCUUGGGUUAGCGCUAAUCGGCCUUCAAACAACUGGACCCUGGUUUUAAUUUAAGCAUUUAAAAACGUGAGAAUGAAUCGAAUUCAUCUCAUUACAAGCUGGAGGCUGACGUAUAGUUGGAUGUCUUUCCUGUGUACAAGUAGAUGGGCCAAAAACUGAAAACGGAAGGAAAACAUGUUGCACGUGCAACGUCGUCCGAUUUGUUCGUCUAUAAAGAUGACUGAUUUUCCCUAGUCAAUUUGUUUGUAUAGACAUACAAGUCGUCCAAAAUCCGACGUAAAUUCACGCCUGGCGAACAACAAGGGUGGACGACUUGUCCGUGUGCAGAGGAUUUUUCCGUCUGCUGGUGUGAAAAUUACCAUUAUUUUACUGUAGGUGCUUUUUUCUUUCCUAUCUCACUUGCCUACUUGGUACGCAGGUAGCACACCCACGUCGUGGGUUUCGUGGACCACUCAUUAUCCUAGUGGAAAUUGGAAGUGUUAGGUUGCUUAUGUUACCAUUUAACCAAAACUUCGAAACUUUCGGACGGAAGGUUAGUGGUUAGAUCAUUUUCCUGAAAUUCCAACCGAAAAUUGAGGAAUGUGUUUAAAGGCAGUCCUUAUAUCCCGGUUUUUACGAGCUGAAAAGCCUCACAGAAGGCCAUGCACUAACCAACUAUGUUAAUCUCUAAUCCUUUCAUUUUUAGAGGUGCGUACAUUGAGUGUCGAGAUAAGGACAAAGACAGUCCUUUGCUUAUAGCAGCAUCUAAGAAUCACCUAGAGACAGUCAAAAGCCUUUUGGCUCACGGUGCUGAUAUCAGCGCAAAGGAUAUUGAUGAUGCCACACCCAUAUAUCGGGCCGCAGCUGAAGGUUGCAUUGAGACUCUUGAGGUAUGCAUACACUAGGUAUUUAUUAUUAGUGUUCACCAAAUCAGUGGAUAGCAAUUUUUGCGCUUUCUGAUUGGCUCCUGUAACUAGGAAUAUCCUUGGAUAUUCACUGUUUUGGGACGGGAUUCAAAAUGGCUUCUCGUUUCGCGGCAGUUUCGAAGGAUGAAAUGUUAGCGGUAAAUGAAGCAGCUGCACCAACAAAUACCAAGAAACAGACAAAAUUUGCCUUGUCGGUGUUUACUGGUCGUUAUAAUUUUUUUUUUUGCAACAAAAUCAUAAAAAAUGAUCGCCGAGUCAACUGAAACGUAAACAAACUCUAACUAAGUGACGUCUUUUAUUUACAAAAAGUUCCGUUUUGAUUUUUAUCCAACUGAUUUGGUAAAGACUAAAACAACUAUUCCCCUCAGUGUCGGUUCAUAGCGCUAAAUAUACCACCACCAAUAUUCACCUCCUCGUCGGGGGAUAGUUGUGCACUAAUUUGUUUUGUUUGGUCGGAAUACAAUUCAAGAAGGCGCCUAGAAAAGCAAAGUGGCCCCACGAGGCCUAGACUACGGGUCGUCCCUCAUUUUCCCUCAGGGAUAGUAGAGCAAGUGACACACGAGCGCGCGUGAAAAUCCGGCACCACACGCGAGAAAGGCCAUUUUGCUCUCUGUCUCUCUCAUCGCCGCGUCUCGCCUUUCUCGCGUGGGGUGAAUUCACGCGCGCUCGUGUUUCGUUCGCUCUAUCUUAGUCUACAAGAACCCCAGACUUGAGCUGUUACGAAAUUUACCAAAACUGCCCCGGCUUACGGAUAUUACGCAGCACCACAGUCCCUGCUAAUUCCUUUUCUCACCUCUUUAUCUCUGCCGCUCGGUUUCUUUUUUCUUUUGUCCUUCAGUUUCUUCUUAAAUCUGGCAAAGGCAGGUCACUUGUCGAGGAGUAUGACAAGUAUGAGAACACUCCACUACAUGUUGCAGCCAAAAAAGGAUAUGUUAGAAUUGUCCAAGUAAGUUCUUAUAGCAGGGUGUCAGUGAAAGCCGCAACAGGCCUAAAACUCCCCGUAACACCCCGGAUCAUCCCGGAAUACUGCGGAACACCCCCCUGACGGGCCAGACCGCCCCGAACACCCUCAAUUACAAAAAGUAGGCAAAAAAAUUAGAAGAUCCCCCAAAGAAAUCUAAAAAAUCAUGUUUCGGGGAUGUUCCGGAAGUGUUCCUGGGUGUUCUGGGGUGUUCCGGGCCUGUUCCUGGUUUUACAGACACCACUAAUAGCUUGCGUGGCAGGCACCGGUUAGUUUUUAAGGUUAUUUUUAAUUUUAGAAUUUGUUCAUGCUUAGCGUGCGUAUAUCGAGUUAUGGAUGCACGCGGGAAGUUUGGAGAGCACGAAAGAUGCGUAAGAGUUGCUUGAGGCACAGCCGAGAGCAACUCUAGCUUCUUGAGUGCUCUCUAUACUUCCCAAGUGCACCCAUAACUCGAUAUACGCACAGCUAAAAGCAUGAGCAAGUUCUUUUAUAACAUAGCUGCCAAAAUUGCUUGCUUUUUGAUUAACUGCAAAAUUCUCGUAACGCGCGACACAGAAAAAUAAACGCUUCUAUUGGCUGGUUACAAACACACCACAAUCCUCGACUUUGAAAGAAAAUUCUUUCUGUAAAACUGAGAAAGAAAAUUUGCUUUUUUAUUCCUUAACGAUCAAUGGAAACUAAGCAGAAACAAAGGUAAAAGAGUCUUAAAGUCCACCUAUAGUUAAAAAUACUCACAUGUUCGUAAGAAUUCGUGGAGUAUGGUUUGGAUUCGCUGAAAAGAUGUUUAUGUUUUGCUCGGCGAAAUCCAGAAAACUUGUUUUUAGCGAAGACGACUGUCAUCCUUCUUUAUAUUCAUUUACGAACAAUGGCUGGUCGUUACGGCUUCUUGAGAAGACCUGGCAACAAUUUGUGAGUAAUAAAUUUAUGUCUUCUUGUGUAAUUUGUCUUGUUAUUGCAAGAAAAAUUUCCUGCUUCAGUAGGAUUGUUCGGCGAUAACAAAAGUGCAUAAUUUUUCGCUACUUUGAGCUUACUUCAUAAGUAACUUGUUUUGUAAAGGAUACUUGGUACUUAGGAUAAAGAGACGAAAAACUGACACAGCUGAACACGUCAUCAUGAAAAAAAAUCAUUAUUUACGCACGAGCGUGCGUAAAUAAAGAUUUUUUUCGUAGCGGCUCAAUAGGACUUAUAUAGGGAAUGCAAGCGCGCUAUUUUAUAUUAGUAUAAUUCCAUUGAUGAUUAUCGAAAAUAGAGCGCUAUGAUUCGCAAGGAGCUUCGCUUCAUCCCGCUAUAAUCACGGCGCGGUGAUUAAAGCAUUGAACGCCAGCAGUUUUUAAAAUGGCAGCCAGAUUUAAUGAUGUUUCGGAGUCGGAAAUUGAUCAAUAAUUUUAUUUUCUCGAAUAAUCACCACUGCAUUAUUAUACUAAAACAAUUAGUCGCCUCGGGCGACAUGAAUAUCGGCGAAUAGUCACCUCGACUUCGUCUCGGUGACUCUUCGCCGAUAUUCACGUCGCCUUCGGCGACUUAUUCUUAAAUAGCCACUUUGAGGUUGCACGGGAGGCCGAGUUGAGAUUGUUUCAAAGUGCAUUGUGGGACUGUUUUAAGAAACGCAUUUUCAACAUGGCGGCAAAUUCGUCCCACAAUGCACUUUGACAACCAUCUCGACCCAGUCUCCAGCGCAACCUCAAAGUGGUUAAUAGAGCUCGCGUCCUCGAUAUUGGUCCUUUUUGCCUUAAAAAAGAAACAGCUCCUGCUACGCAGGUAAAGUUCCAACUACUGCACAAGGCUUUUUUCCUUUAAUUGGGGACAAGGAAGGUAAUGCUUUCUUUCCGACGUCAGGGCCGUACCAAAAUUAUCUUCAAAAGCUAGGAACUUAUAAUUGCGACCGGCAAUGGAGGCCAAACAGACAUACAUGCAACCUUUAUUACUUUUACAAACGGUAAGAAUCAGAAUAAGAUUUCAGAUUAUGUGUUCGCCGAAGAGCGUAAGGUGAAGACUGUAGGCGUAGUAAGGUGUACAUGUACGUAGACUCAUGGAGUGCUAGGCCAGUUGCUCAUCCAGUGGCGCUUGGUUCUAAGUGGUUCAUUUUUUUAUUUUCUUUUAGCUUCUUCUGGACAAUGGGUGUUGCAUUGACUGUAAAAACGAUGGAUCCCUAACGCCACUCCACUUGGCGGCCAAAUUUGGGCGGAUAAGGUAACACUGGCAGUUGGCGUCAUAUUCAGUCUAGAAAUUUAACGAGAAAGCACUCUCUACUCAGCUUCCUUGUGUUCGCUUUAGCCCUUCUGCUAGACGGAAUGUUGAGGGCCUCAUAAAUCAGAUCCGUGCCUAAAAAGGCGCACGGAUCAUAAGUUUUAAAAAUUUGAUCCUGGUUCUCCUAGUGACAAAUUACAGGCUUCUCAGGGCAAAGCGCUAAAUUUAGUAGUAGAUACUGACGAAACACAGCCUAAAGGCCCCGCUCACUAGUCUGAUUACUUUCCCUUGUUUCCGCGUAAGAGAUCAUUAAAACGGAGAGGCUAUACACUUCUUCACCGGCUAUCCCCACGGGUUGUUUGAACCAAAUAUGGUGGCCCGUUAGAGUAAGCGCUCAAGCUCGACGUUUUUAAAAGGAAAAUAGAGGAAGUUAGUGGGCUUAGGAUACACCUUUCCUCUCUACUGGUAUGGGUUGACAAAACUGUUUGCUACGUAGUUAUACAAAAGGUGACCAUGAUUUCUUAGCGCGACGACUUUACAGGAAAAUAGAGGGCAUUAGUGACCUUAUAAAGAUACACCGUUUCUCUCCACGGGUACGGACAGAAGAACAUGUUUGCCACGUUAAACGUAGUUAUACAACAGGUGACCAUGAUUUCCCAGAGAUGAUAGUGGCAUCAACCAUUCUACCCGGUAGCCUACCCGUUUCUCCGCGGGGUAAGAGGCAAUCUACCCGUAUUCACCGCUGCGCGUACAGGUUAUUUACCCGUACCCGUACCCGUACCCGUACCCGUACCCGUACCCGCACACGGAAACGCUUCUGUAUCUUAUGGUCUCUAUUAAACAGUCGAGCUGGUCUCAUAAUUAUAUAUUAACUUGUGGCCAUUUUACAGAACAGUUUGUGCUCUUCUGAAGAGGGAUAUGUCCAUAAUAAAUGACGAAGAUGAUGCUUCCAACACUCCGCUACAUGUAGCUGCACUAAAUGGCAAUGACAAAGUCGCUAAAGAAUUGCUUGAUAGAGGAGCUGCUAUCGAUGCAAGGUGAGAAGAAGAUCAUGACUUUACCCCGGAGGUUACUUAUUUUUUGCUACGGACGAAAAAUCCUUUCACUGAAUAACUCCACCAAAAGCACCCUUAAAAUUAAAAUUAUUUCUUAACGGAAAAGCAUGUUGUGUGUUUUUAGGCCCAGAGCCGAAGGUAGAAGUGGUGAAGUUUUUCUAUCCUAGCUGUCCAAUCCGUAAUUAUCGAACUAAGCAGAGUAACUGUUAACAAAAACGCAUAAAAGGGACAGUGAUACAAAUCACGUAGCCUGCGGAGCUGGCAGUUUGUUUGGCGAGAGGGAAAAAAACGCUGCGAAAGCGCGCGCACAGCUUGGCCGCUCACUUGCGCGCUCGACAAAGAAAACUGCCAGCUACGCAGCAAAUCUAGUCGUUAUUUUGCCAAUAAACACAAUUUGAUUAUUAAAGAUCAUUAGCCAGGCACUUUCCUUGACCGGAUUUUUCCCAAGGUCAUACAAGCUGUGCAAUCGCUUUCUCUAAAUAUCCGAAGCUAUAAAUCGACAUCCUACGAAAGUUCGUAGUCAAUACUUCUAACGGAUCUUUGUGCACAGGAAUGCCAACUUAUGGACGCCGUUGGAUUGUGCGGCAGCAAAGGGCUGGGUGGAUGCAGCCACUGUUCUUCUUGAUGCUGACUGUCCUGUGGAUCCUACUGAUAAAGCCAAGGUAAAAGGAACAUGUAACCUCGCUCCCAGGGUUCUCUCCUACCCGCCGGAGAGAACCCUGGGAAUGAGGUUCACACUUGAGAUUCAACACUUGUUGAAUAAGAUUACUUGCAAAGGGCAACGCCCUUAUAACUAAUGGAGAAUAAAAAGGAAAUGAUGAAACUUCGAUUGUGAGUCUUGAAUCGCGGCAUGUUUGUUAAACGCAACGAAAAUCAGCUUUGUGUUUACAUGACAACUAAACUGGCCCGGUUAGCUGGGAUCCCGGUAUCGAAAUGGCGUAAUACUACGAUGAAAGUCACCCUACUCGGCAACUCUGGCCAGCCUGUCUCUUAAGUCUUCCUUUUUUUUCAGACUACCCCACUUCACCUUGCUGCACGUGAAGGCCACGUGGAGAUGGUAAAACUACUUUUGUCAAGGAAAGCUAACAUUACAUUGACGGACAGUGCUGGAAGAAAUUGUCUCGAUAUGGCCGUUGAAAAUAAUCACAAGUAAGUACUUAAAUACAGGCUAAGAAAAAUUCAAGAAGCAAAUGCCUCAAGGAUUUGUAAACACUUUGAAACAGCGACCUUUAGAUCCAAAAGUUAUGGCCCAGCGCCUUUGCUUCGCAUUUCUUAAGGUGAUUCCCUAGUAAAAGAACCUAACAUAGAUUGUAGAUAAAACUUGAUACACUGACGUAACAAGUCAAGAAGAUGAUAAAAAAGUAAUAAAAAUUGGGGGUCACCGUGCUCGUUUUGACGUCACAAUGCUGACAAAUACGGCUAUUUUGGACCCUUUGACAAAAACCGCGCGCAGCCCAAAACUAGACAAAAAGGAAAGAUUUUUUCAAUGAUGCAUGUGGUAUCGCACAGAAUUUGACUUUAAUGUAUUGUUUAUCCACUUACGUACCAGAAAAAUGCCUUUUAAUGCCCUUGUUUUUACUUUACGCUCCAAAGUAGAAUUAAAUUGGACACGCGCUAUUCGACACGUGAUAGCUCAAUCCGUACAAUUUAGUAAAAUUGCCAAAAAACUGAACAUAGAUUUGUGCCAAUUUUUUUCUCACCGAAAGGAAGCACUGUCCUUAUUAAAAUCAUGAAAUAAAAAAUGGGGUCACCGUACUCGUUUUUGCGGUAGAGCUGCAGAAAGUGCGCACCAAAUGCUUUUCCUUGAUUUUUGAGAGAGGACUGGGGCGAGUUUCAAAAUAGAAUGUAUGUGAAAGGGGGAAGAAAGUAGUAAAAAAUCCGUUUUUACAGAAUUUACAUGGAGAUAUCACAUCUAGGACACAAUGUGAUAAAGAAAGCGUUUAAAUGAAAAUCAAAGUGAAUAAGCACAAAUUAAACAUCCACUAUCGAGGUUCUCCGUGAGGAAGUCGAACCCAGCAACACGCGUACUGCUUACGUUAUGCACAUUUCCACCACACUGAGUCUCACCUCGGCAAGAAACAACUGCAAGCAAAAAUUGCAAUAACGUUUCUCUUCGGUCAACUUCAUUUUAAUAAUGUUACUUCACAUGCUCUUUUUUACGGAGGCCAUCUUGUUAUGCGCAGUAAGAGAUGCGCAUUGCAAAACCAGGGAAUCACCUUAAAUUUUAUCCUAUUUAUUUAUUUUGUUGUUGUUGCUGUUGUUGUUUGUUUACUUCGUGUUAGAUAUAGUUUGUUUAUGGUAGUCCCGAGUUCAUCUUGUCGUUUUCCUGGUACUCACACCAACUUUGAUUAAGAGAAAGUACUCUGAAGAUGAGGUGAACUGCGGAAAUACAAAUUUCAAUGAAGACAUGAUCAUCGUAAUUGUAAUUGCAAUUUUAACUAUUGCAAAUUACCGUAAAUCCUCUAUUAUUUUUUUCAAGCAUUUUUGAGGGGAGGCGUAAAAGAGGGGGGGAGGUGGGGGUGGGCUUAUUUAGUUUAGCGAAACGUAUCAACGGGAGCAAGAUUUCUCGAGGACGGACUUGUGGCAGUUCCCGGGCGUUAUACUGCUUUUUCUAACGAUAAGAAAAUGGUAACAACUCUCCACAGAGAACUAGAGCGUAAAGUUGGAAAAGUUGGGGGUCAUGCGGCGGAAGACCAAAAAUAAUAUGAAUUUCCAGCCUCAAUAAUAAUAAUAAUAAUAAUAAUAAUAAUAAUAAUAAUAAUAAUAAUAAUAAUAAUAAUAAUAAUAUUUAUAGAGGGAGCCCAACUCUUCAAGGCGGUUUUCAGUGGGGCCCUCAUGCAUUAAUCUAACUAAUUAAUUAAUAAUUACGAAAAAAGUAGAAUAUGUUUACAAGUAAAACAAAUUUAAAAAUUUAAAAUCUUAAAAUCGAUUAUACAAAAAAAUAUCAAGGUUUAAAAUUAGCUGAGAUCUUUUUAAAAAGUUUUUAACUUGGAUUUAAAAAUAGAUAAAAUAUUACACUCUUUUAAAUCAUUUGGAGGGCUGUUCCAGUCUUUCGCGGCGUGAAAAAUAAAAGUUUGUUUACCCCAGUUUGUUCUGGGUAGGGGUAAGCGAAUAUCAUUAGAGCGUCUUGUAUUAUAUGAAUGAACAGCUUGACUUUUAGUAAAAUUAAAGUUGAAAUCGGUUUCUCCAAUAAGACACUUGUAGAUUGCAAUGCAGCGAUGAAAAAACCUUCUUGUGGACAGUGACUUCAAAUCUAGACUUUUCAGUGCUUCAGUUGACGAGCUUCGGGGUGGUUGCCCCAGCAUAACUUUAGCAGCUUUAUUCUGUAGAAUCUGUAAUUCUGACAUGAUGGUGUCAUUGUUCUUGUCCCCCCCAUAUAACGUCUCCGUAAUCAAAAAGAGGGAGGAUUAGGGCAUUGUACAAGGCAACUCUAGCUUGUAGCGGCAAUAGAUUCCUGAUUCUCCUAAUUAGGCCUAUUCUCUGAUUAAUCUUCAUGCUGAUAGCAUCGACAUGAUCUGCCCAGGACGUAGACUGUUGAAGCGUUACGCCUAGGUAUUUGAAUGAUUGUGUUCUUUCCAUGCUAGUGCCCUCUACUUUAACCGAAAUGCCUUGAAUACGAUUCAGUUUCUGAGGACUUCCAAAGAUAACAAAAUUACAUUUGGAUAUAUUUAGUGUCAGGAGAUUUCUAGAGAACCACCCAGACACUGUCCCCAAGUCAGCAUUGAUGUGAUGUUCAAGAUCACUGACGCUUUUGGAUGAGUAAUAGAGUACAGUAUCGUCUGCAUAAAGAAUAAUAUCGCUUGCCAGGUGACAGUCCGGAAGAUCAUUCACGUAAAUUAAAAACAAUAAAGGUCCCAAUAUACUGCCUUGGGGUACUCCAAUAGGCAUUUCGGUAGAUGCAGAGUCAGUGUUCUCACCAGGAUUUUGCCUUGGGGAGUCCCAGGGCCCCCUCUUCUGAGAAACAGGGGCCCUGUAAGAACAUUAGGGGGACAAAGUUACAUAAAACACGCGGUACGAAGAACCUGAGCCCGCACUCCAAAUUGUCUGUUACAUGAAGUACCUACCUGAUCCAAUAUGGCGGAAGAGGUGUUUACGAUUCGGAGGAGGAGUUUACGAUGUAGUGGGACGUGCGUGGGACCAAUGAAAGUAAAGACAACAAAAGACUUUGACUCAUUUGAUAUCAUGUUUUUUUAUUUAUUCAGACAAACAGAAUGCUUUAGUGUUAGGGUGACCAUUAAAACUACUUAAGUCCGUUUGACUCGUAGCUUGCCCCUGCGCCCUAACGGGCGCAUCUUCUUGGUUUUAAUGCGCCAUUUCAGUUUUUUCUUGCGGGAAUCCCGCAAGGCCGCGGCCUGGUGAGAACACUGCAGAGUGAGCAUCUCCAACUGAUGUAAUUUGAGAUCUGUUUGUGAGGUACGAUCUAAACCACUGGGUGGUAGAGGUGGUAAGACCGAUGUGCGUCAAUUUUUGCAGCAGCAGGGGAUGAUCCACUGUAUCGAAGGCCUUAGACAGGUCCAGAAAAACAGCACCUGUAAAGGAACCAGCGUCCACAUUCUGGAGGAUAUUGUCUGUGAAAUGAGAUAGGGCUGUUCCAGUUGAUAACUUCGGUCUGAACCCAAAUUGCUUAGAUGUAAGGAUACCAUUGUUCUUAAGAUAAACGUACAGUUGGGUGUGCACGGCUUUUUCUAGAAUUUUACUGGUCGUUGGCAGCACAGUAAUGGGUCUGUAAUUGUUAGCAUCACAGCGAUCACCUUUCUUGAAUAACGCUGCCACUUUUCCAAAUUUCCAAAGAGAAGGAAAGGUGCGAGUUUCCAGGGAAAGAUUAAAUAAUCUAGUAAGACUGGCACUGAUUACUGAGGCUGAAUCUUUCAGUAGACGAGCACUGAUAUUAUCUAGGCCAAUGGCUUUAUUGGUUUUGAGCUGCUUAAGCUGACGAAGAACGAAGUCUUCCGUAAUUGGCUCCACGUUAAUUUUUUGUAAAGUAUAACGAUGGAGGAGACGGGUAGGGGGGAGUGGGGGGGCUUAUUAACUUUCCUCAGCUGAAAAGGGGGGCUUAAUAGAGGAUUUACGGUAACCCGAAAAACAAGAUUAACUCAACAAUUUGGCCUGCUCCCAGUGUAUGGGUCUUCAUAGCUCAAUUGGUAGAGCACUGCAGCGCUAUCGUAGAGGCCAUCGGUUCGAAACUCGUUAAAGUCCCGAUUUUUUUUUUUCGGGUUAAUUUGAAAUUGCUUGGAUUACAAUUACCACUGCGAUAAUCAUACCUUCAUUUAAAGAAAGUACUCUGGGACGGGGCGUACACUGUCCGUCCCUUAGUCGAAAAGAGUAGAGGAUCUAUUUCCGUUUGUAGAUGUGAAACGAUUUCAAGCAGUUAUCACUCUCUCAUAGAAAGCUCAUGUAAACCAUAGUGAUAUAACGUCCUUUUUUUCCAAAGGGAAGUAGCACUUGUUAUUAUUCAACACAAGGAUUGGAGACAAGCUAUGCGCAACAAGACCAAAGAAGGAAACUUUAUUAACACACCGAUGAGAAAGCUUAUCAAAAAGCUACCCGGUAAGUGUUCCAAUGUGGCAGCUUUUACCUUCAUCCUUUUUAGUUUUUCCACUCAAAAAUAUCGUGAUAUGUAUUAUAAUUCCUAUUCCUUUUGACUUAAUUAAUGGUUUUGAAGCCUGGUUUGCAUGCUUAAAGCCCCGUGCAAACAGACGCAACAUUGUUGGAUGUUAAGUGUUACGUCCGUUUGCACACCCUGUUGCAUGUUGUUGCGUGUUGUUAUAAUAAUUUAAUAAUAAUAAUUUAUUACAUUUAAUAUAGCGCUUUAACUAUUAAAAUAUUCUAAAGCGCUUUACAAUAUGUACAAGAACAUAAAUAUAUAUAUACAAUAAAUGGGAAGAAAUAAUAAUAGUAAUAAGAAUAUUAAAUUACAAAUUAAAAGCUUUCUUAAAAAGAUAAGUAUUCAACUGCACUUCAAAAGAGUCAAUGUUCAUACAGUUUCUAAGGCUAGAUGGCAGAAAUAAUAAUAGUAAAAGAAUAUAAAAUUACAAAUUAAAAGCUUUCUUAAAAAGAUAAGUCUUCAACUGUACUUUAAAAGAGUCAAUGUUCCUACAGUUUCUAAGGCUAGAUGGCAAAGCAUUCCAUACUGAUGGUCCAGCAUGGAAAAAGGCUCGAUCGCCAAAAGUCUUCUGUGUCACCUUAGGGAUUACAAGCAAUGUUUCAGAAUCAGACCGCAGGCUGUAACCAGUUCUAGGCUUUACAACAAGUAGUUGAGAUAAAUAUUGUGGCGCCAGGCCGUUCAACGUUUUAAAAACUAAAAGCGCAAUCUUAAAUUCUACUCUAAAUUUCACUGGCAACCAAUGAAGUUCCCUAAGUACCGGAGUAGUAUGGGCAAACUUAGGAAUUAAGCAUGUAACCCGAGCCGCCGCAUUAAGAACUUUUUGAAGUCGGUCAUAUUGAUAUUGCUGAAGCUUAUACAAAAGAGCGUUGCAAUAAUCUAAAAGUGAUGUAACAAACGCAUGAAUUAAACACUUUGUUGAUUCUGCAGACAGAUAUUUCCUAAUUUGCCUAAUAUUAUAAAGCCACCUAAAAGCCUUACUACACACCUUUCCUAUAUGAGUAUUCAUAGACAUAUGGUUAUCAAACCAUGUGCCAAGAUUUCUAACAUGCUUAAGGGGUUGAAUGUCACAGUCACCAACUUUAAUUGAAGCCAUGGUAACCUUAGAUAACUGCUGCGACGAACCGAUUUGUUGCGCAAAGUUUGAAACCGGUCAAACUUUUCAGCCAACAACUCCCAACAUUUCUUUUGUUCCGUGAUCGCCGAAGCGUAGCGCAACAAUGUUGGAUGCGUUUGCACAGUUCCUCCAACAUUGUUGGGGCCACGCACGCUCAUUACGCAUGGAUUACAAAGACUUACGGGUUGUAUUCUUCACACGAUGCACUGCAGGCCUCAAACUUGUUGGGAGUUGUUGCAUCCGUUUGCACACCAAUGCCAACACGCACGCAACAACUCCCAAUAUUGUUGGCGCAACAACGUUGGGAGUUGUUGCGCCCCGUUUACACGUAGCCUAAGAUUUUCAAGAAACAGUUAAUCGCAAUGACUCUGUACUUCAUCUGAUAUGCGCACUAAUGUGUUUUGUAGAAACCUCGGUUUUCGUGUUGGAAGAAACCGCAUCAAGAGCUCCGCGUUAUGCUGGCAUUUUCCGAUUGAUUGCGACCGUCUAUUUUCUUCCAAGUUAAUCUGAACUAAGCGUUCUCGAAAAGCUUCUUUUUCUAUUCGCACACAAUAAGAAGCUAAUUUCCGUCUUCAAAAACAGGUUCUUAUUAUAUCUGUUUCUGAAAUGCUUCGCUUAAUCCGUUUGACCAUUUUAGUGUGGGUAUCAGCUGGGCCAGAACGCAUAAAAAUUGAAUAAGUGUGUCACAUGAACGGGUGAAUUUUAAAAUAGAAUCACAAGUUGCGUCGUCAUUCAAGAUUGCGCCCACAACUCUAUACAUAAUAAAAUCAAGGAUCAAGCGCCAUUUUCGUAGCCUUGCCUACAAGUCGGGUUUUGAGCGAAAAGGUUUCGAUUCCUUACUGAUGCACAGCAUCAAGCUCUUUCCCGGUUUUAUCUUCUCGUAUCGUAGAGGUUGCAGAGAAAGUCUUCAAUCGCUGCGUCAAGUCGAAUGGGUACCCUGUAGACCAUCCACAGUACGCUAUCACCCUUAGCUAUGAGUUCCUGGAUGACGUCAGUCUUGAGUGGGCAGGAUUUAUGACGUCAGAGACAGUUGAGCAUGAGGAGAGUGGCUUAGAUGCUGUCAUGUAUAAAAUCAAGUCAGCCUUACCUGAGAACGCCAGCAAGCAAGUGGAAAUAAAAAGCAACCAUCCUCUGAUGCUUAUGGUAAGUGCAUCAAAGAAUCCGGACUAACGACAAUCCAUUCCCCUCUCCUCACGUUUCGUCUCUAGCGGUGAGGAACGAGGGGAUACGGCUCUAUUCACAGGCUAACAAAGAAAACCAACUGGUUGCUCAGGGGAGCGGUUCUUUUUUUACGAGAGUUUUUAAUUCAAAGUACGUUAGUGUGCUACUGAAAUUCCUUUAAGGAGGGAAUGCGCAAACAUUUGUUGAAAUUCCGUUCUUGUAUUUUAGUCAGUUGCCAUUUUAAUUCGACCACCUACAAGCUGUAUGUUUGAGUUUUCGAUAGAAACUGUCUUGCUGAUUCUCAGCACUUUUACGAAAAAAGGAUCAUAGAGUGGCUGAUGUGUUUCUUUCAGGUCACAAAAGAGCGUGUAAAACUACUCAGCCAUCCCCUUGUAACGUACCUACUUCGCUAUAAGUGGCGUAGCUUUGGCCGUUAUGUGUAUUACGGCCGGUUAAUCCUGUAUGGAAUAUUCCUGUUUUUCCUGACUGGCUACGCUAUGCAUACAACCAAGAGCAUACCGAUGACUGUGUGCAAAGAGCGUGAGUGCACGUGCAAUGUGACCUUUGAUACUGGAACCACAGGGAGCCGAGUGGUGUGGAGAAAGAUUGGUCUGCCUGUGAUUCUUAUAACAACGUCUAUUAGUAUAUUUUUAGAGGUACGUAAUCUACAUAGUUAUAGGUAGUAGAACAGCAAGACUUUUUGUCUUGAUGCCCUUCAUGUAAAAUGUAUUGAGUAUCGUGUUUUAACAUGUCUACAGCUAUUCGAGAAAGGAAAAAAUAGUCGGAAAAAUAGUGCACGCGACAAUCCCGAAAGGUGAUAUGGGAUAUCAUCAUUAUACAUGUACACUGUUCCUGACACCGUAGCUGUCGAACUUAUUUUUGUUGCUUUCCUUUAGCACUCGCAAACAUAUAUUGAUGGCCUUUCGUGUCAUUCUUCUUUCAAUUUCUUUGAAGAACAGUCAACUCAAAAUCAGCCACAAUACAUUUCGGGAUUGUCGCGUGUACGUUUUCCUACAACCUUUCUCGAAAUAGCUGUAUAUUACAAGUUAAACCUGGUGAAAAAGGCUGAUUUUCGCAACGAGUCUGCCAGUACCUCUCCAAAACGGCCAUCUUAGAAACAGAGGCAAGUGGCCGUUAUUAGAGAGGUGGUUUUAGGAGCACUUAUAGUAAACAUUGUCUUGACCCACGGUUGGGUCCAAACUAGAAUCUUUGCGUCUUUCUUGAUUUUGAUUCAUUUAAUAAGUCCAUGUUUUUGCCAUUCUGUUUGUUUCCUUUGUGGUGUCCCUCUCGUGACUUGUUAUGCAAUUCGUAGCCACUGUAGGAGCAGUUGCAAAUUGAAAUACUUGAGACGCUGCACCUUUUUGGUGCUUAGAUGGCCUAUGCAAUAGACUAUAUUGUGCUUGUGACCCACACUCCCCCACAACUCCCUUAUCAAAGUUGCUAGCAAUACUAUACCAUACUAAAAUCCUGUAGGAACAGCUUUUAAUGUAGUGGAGGGAGGGGGUGAGAGUUAUAUCUUACAGAUGUGUGACAAGUAGCGUUUUAAAAAGGCCGGUUUUUCGUUGGAGUGUCUCAACAUUUUUACAACAGGUUGCAGCUUGCUACACGAAGUUGUUUUGACUAUGAACUCGCACUCUUUUCUUCAUCAAGUCCAACUCAGCAGAAUCCCAAUCCGUGAGAAUUUAUCUGAAGUCUUACCUUCUGUUCGUUUUGUUUGUAGAUUAUUCAGUUUUGCUAUGUGUGGAGGCUUAUCUUACAAUGGAAUAGACUUAUUGAAUUGCUAGCUUAUAUCUUUUCUAUGGUUUACGUCGUGGAUGACUUGCAACUUGACGAUACAAGCUUUACGAUAUCUGAGGGAUCAAGGCAAGUUAAUAAUAAUAAUUAUGAUAAUAAUAAUAACAACAUAAUAAUAAUAAUAAUAUAUUUUUUUUAAUAAAAAUAAUAAAUCUUUAUUACAAAACCUCAAUUAAAAUCCUAUUUACAAUCAACCUGCUGUUACAAAAAAUCUAAUUAAUUCAUCAAAACACUAUCUACAAUUCCAGAAGAAAGAAAGUAUUCAAUUACAAAUUCUUACAUAAAAGAAGAGGAAAUAGAUAUAAUUUUAUUAAUAAUAAAAGUUCAAAAUUCUAUAAAAUAAAGAAUUCCAUUAUGCAGAGAUAUUAAGAUCAUACAAUCGAAUUAUACUAAUGACGGCUAAACCAGUGUCCAUAAAGAGCCCUAAGUAUAAAAACAUAUAGACACGUAUUUCAGAUAUCCGCACUAGCGACAUUUAUUUCACAGUCUAAUGAUUGCUCUAUCUUGCUACGAAACGUGUACGGCGUUCGCGAACCUCUGACGCAUGCAUGUACCGAUCUUAAGAGUUCAAACGAGAUCUGUGUCCUGAGCCAAGUGAUUACAACAUGAUAAGGCUCGGUGUCUUUCUGAGCUAUCUUGUCUGCGAGAUGCUUUAAGAACCGCUGACACUCGUUUCCCAUUCCGCCAUUGGUUCCAAUAAUAAUAAUAAUAAUUAUGGUAAUAAAGUUUUUAAAGAUAAAAAUACAUAUGUAAGUGUCAUUACAAGUGUAAUUAAUUAAGACAUUUUACGUCCAGUAAAAAAUGCAAAAAGAUAAAAAGUAAGAAUUAAAAUCUAGUAUACUACAAAGCUAAUUCGUAUCUCAAAACCAAACGGUUAAUGAAAGAGUUUUUAAAACGCAUAGUAUUAAAUCUUAGGUUCAUAACAAGCCAAGUUUCUUUCUUAAGAUGGUAGCUAGACGGUUUGACACGAGGCAUUAUAGAUAAGUGUGGAUGUAGUUCACUACUAUAGCCAAGCCAAAGCUAGGGCUUUCAAACCAUCUUUGAGUGCUUGCGAUAUUUGAAAUAUUUAAGAGCUGCAUUACCGGUCACAGUAACAAAUCUUUCUCAAAACUGAUCUUGCCUCACAAAAUUUAUGGAACAAGUGCUUUUUACUGCGUUUUAUGACUUACCUUGUUCUCACUUAAUUUCGCGAAAUUUAAUGCUCGCGAAAUCUAAAAAUCCCUAAAAAUCCCUAAAAAUCCAAAAAAUCACGAAAUAAAAUACUCGCGAAAUUAAGCGAGAAAUAGCUGGCUGCAGCAGUAGAAAAAGGUGUACUUAAAAGGGCUAUGGCACGAGGUUAUUGCCGUUUUGGGUCAAUUCUGUGCUUCGAAGUCUUUACUUACUACCUUUAACCAAACACGAAAUGACCAUGUAGCGUUAUGAAGGAGAUAUCAAACAAAUGUCAUCAGGAACCACCUAAAAUAUGAACUUUUUAGGUGAUUAGAGAUUAAGAUUCACGUUUACGCCAAACGGCAAACGUGAAUUUGUACCACGUGACCAAGUUUUUUCCUUAAUUGUCGGUAACUGUUUAUUACUGCAACUAAAAAAUAAGUAGUUUCACGCCACUUUUAUACAUAAGAAUUGUUCUGGACUGUUUUUAUCUGCUUAUUUUCUAUUCUAAGAAAUUCUCAACUUGAAUCUGACGUUUGCCGCUUGGCGUAAACGUAAACGUCUAUUAAUAGUAUUAAAACGUGAAAAGAGCUGACCCAACGUAUUCAAUCAAGUUUCAAUCCAUGCCCAUCAUUGCUAUCCGUAGCAACAGACGACAGGAAGAAGUUUCAAUGCCUAAAUGCAGUCGUAAAUGAUAAAACUGGACCAUUAUUUUGGAAUUACAUUGAUGCGAAAAAUUUUUUAGCUUUUUGAAAAGGUAGCAAAUCACGUGAAAUAGCACCUAUGAACAUAAAUAUAUUUUUGAUUACAUUUCCAGGUGCUUUGUUUAUCACAACAGUGUAGGUGCGACCGCAGUCUACCUGUCCUGGAUUGGCCUUGUUCUUGUCAUGCGCAAAUUUCCCAAGCUUGGAAUUUAUGUGGUGAUGUUCACAGAUAUAUUCAAGACUUUUGCUCAGUUCUUCGUAGUCUGUUUCCUGUUUAUUGUGGCCUUUGGCUUAGGAUUUCAUAUUUUACUAUACAAUCAGGUAAACUGUGCAUCUGCUUUCGUUAUAUUAUUGAAGAGAAGUUGCAACGGUUCUCUGAUUGUCUAAUGAAAUAUUAAUAGCAUGUGUUGAACACAACAUUUUUUGAAGACUUAAGGAACAAAUAUUCUUCGAUCCCUCCCUGGGAACAGACGCCUUGGGUACGUUUGAACUUGCCUAGUGCCUGCACGGCAUUUUCCCAGUCCCUCUCGGUCAAUUCACUUCGGUGACGUAUCCGAGGCCAACGCUCACAUUUUCGCCUGGACCACGUGACCCGAAACGAUUUGGGCGUGCGGAAUAAUGAGGCCUAGGGACUAGGUAAGGUUUGAAUGAGAAUGCUCGCCCGCCAGAACUCCAAUUGCACAUUUGUGUUUGUGUUCAAAAUAAUACCCCUGGCCCCGUUUGUUUAAACGUUGGAUAGCACUAUCCAGCAGGCCGCGGUUGUUCAAAAAAUACAUAGCUCUAUACCGGAUAAAUGGCUAUUCAGCGGUUAAGUAUUGGGGAAAUUAAUUGCGCUUUCCAGUGGAUAGUGAUUUAUCCAGUGGAUAGCGCUAUCCACCUUUGGAGCAGCUGGCGCCAGAUAAAUAACUAUCCAGCGGAUAAGUUCUGUACUGAUAAAGAUUUAUCCAGUGGAAAGCGUUACCCAGGUUUCGAACAACUAGGCCCUGUCCUUAAAAUACGCAACAUUUGAUCUCUAUUUCUAGAAACGUUUUACCACAACUUCCAAUCUUUUGCGCCAUUAAGAGAUAUUGCACCCUUUGCUUGGAAGUCUCGAAUGUGAAUACCCCUUUCUAAAGCAGGAUUCCCAGAAUCACCCAUCAGUUACAGGUCACAUAUCAUAUAAUUGAUUGACCGAAGCGGCUUGGACAUGUCCCAAGCCAGCCUUCCUUACAGAGUGAUCCGUCCUGUAAGACACAAUUUUGCCCUGAGGGAGAAGUAAGUAUUAAUUUUGAGUUAGGGGAGGGGUAGGUAAUCAGUCAUCUAAAAACCUCAAUUGAUCAGACUGAAAGACGCUCGUUUUCCAUCUGUAGGUGCCGUACUCCACUCCUGGCAGAGCCAUGCUAAAGACAACAAUGGGAAUGUUGGGAGAAUAUGAAUACGAUACAGUAUACAAUGAAAACGUGGUGCCCCCGGUCACGUGGAUAUUGUACGUAGCCUUCCUUGUCACCAACUGCAUUAUCAUCAUGAAUUUAUUGGUAAGUGACUGUCGGGAAAGAAGCAGACGAUCUAGAGGAUACGACCUGCAAAUUGAAUGGUGAAAAGACCAUUUCCAAAUUCCAAAAAUUCUUCCAAAGUGCAAAACCUUUCUAAUGAAAAUGAGUUUCAAUAGUCCUCUUUAGCUUGCAUGCUAGAGUAUUAUGACAGGUCUGUAUUGCGAAGACAAAACAUACAAACUAAAGAGGUCUGUUGCUUGAUAAUAAAAAAAAUAUUUUCGUUUUAAUGGCUUCACACUUGGCCUCGCUUUGAAACAGAGGCUGGGGCAAACUCGGUAAUGGCCCAUUUGUUGCGAGAUUAAGUGCAAAAGGGAAGUGUAAUCACGUGAUGCGAAAUUCGUCAUCCUAGUUUGGUACAGACAAAUACACUGCUGUUGGAAAAGUACCUUAAAAUGGAGUGGCGAGCGUUGAUGUUCUUCCCUGAAAUGAUAGCAUUUAUUUUUUAAAAAAACUCAUUCCUUUGCGUUUGUUUCCAAUUAAAGUUGAUUGAAAAGACUUGUUCCCUCUUUUUACAGUUCAACAGUAGAACCUCGGUCCGUGCUUUGUUCUUGUGAGUGACCUUUCCGCGUAAAAGAUGCCCAUUCAGAAUAGUCUGAUCAGAGGUUGCCUAAUAGGGUUCUUCAAUCCCAUCAUCCUAACCCAAAUUGUAGCUAAAUCCCGUAAUCCCCCGAUGGUUAUUGUUGCUAUCCUCCAUACUGUGAAUACUUGCAACCCGAAUAUCGCGCCAUGUUGCUUUAAAAACCCGAAUACCGAAUCCUGAGAGACCUAUUGGGGAACCCCAAAUCAGUUUUUCCAGUGGAAGCUCUGUAGUUAGAACCUCUCAUAAGAGGCCAUCUCCAAUAAGUAGCCACCAAAUCUUGGCGUUUUUAUUUGUUAACCAUAGGUUGGUCUGGCUGUAGACGAUAUCAAAGGUGUGCAAGAGAAAGCAGUACUCAAAAGACUGGCCAUGCAGGUUUGUCAAUGCAACGCAAAGUAACUGACAAACAAUGCUUAAAUGUUCACCACAACUUGCCAGCUACAGAGUGUUUUUUUCUUUUCCUCUUUGACAAUUAAAGAUAACUUUUCACCAUUGAUGGACAGUCAUAUCUCUUGCCCUCUUAAGGUAAAAUGGCCUGUUAAUUUUUGUUUAAUGUGUUCUCUUCUAACGGAAGUUUCUAGGUUUCCGAGGGCAUGCUUCUCUGGAAAAAUGUUAAAUUUUAGUCCUAUGUAAUGAGGUUUCUCGCAUUCUGGGGCUAAAAUUUUAGUUUUUCAGCUUCUAAAAUUCAGGAAAUUUUUUCUUUGUGCCAAUUGUACCUUUUCACUUGGUUGUGGUUUCUAUUUUAGAUCUUAGACAUUGACGGUUUCAGCUUUGGUGCUUUCACUGAACAUUGUGCGCUAGAUCUGCCCAGAGAAAACAAGUGUAGAAUGAAAUCCCUAGUUUUCAAGCAUUACUGAUAGAUUAAUGACUAAAUACAUUGUAACCUUACUUUAACACGAAUAUUCAGUUGCCAUAUACCACAAUUGCUCCCUGGCAUUGAUCUAAGGCAAAGUGUUUUCUUGAAAAUUUCUUUACUUUUCCGUGUACUAAAUGGUUUUGGCUUCUAGGUCUAUAUAUGAAUUAUUUAAAUUGAUCCAUAUUGUUCUCGGCGUUAUGUGCUACUGACACACAACGUAGAUACAGCUGUUUUAUUUUUUCUGGGGUAAUUUUAUCCUGUAAUCAGGUUGGUUUUAAGAAGUAAGUGUCCCAUUUUUGUGUAGGUUGACCUUGCUUUAGAUGUAGAGAAAGCUCUUCCUGCAAUGCUGAGACAACGGUUUGCCACAACUCAAGAAGUAGUUUAUCCAAAUGCUAACAGAUACUGGACAAUAUGGUCAUUUUGGAACCAGAAUGUCAGUCCCGCAAGAGCAAUUAACGAGGCAAUGAACCCAGAAAAGGUUAGCGAUUAUACGCUUUAUUUCCUCUGAUAUAGUAGUGAUAGUGAGGCUGGCGUGCAAUAAUGACCCCGGGAGCUAUAUCAGUUGCGGUUAGGAAGCGUAAAUGGCAUUAGAGACCUUUAGCAUAGGUUUUUCUUUGGAAACUGCAAACCGCGAACGGCAGUUUGCGGUUACGCGUUUGCAGUUUCACGUUGACAGUACUUCAAAUUUUAACCAAGUGUUCGUUGUUUGGUGGCACCACGUUGUUUUUCGUCAAGUCGCGGUGCUUCACUUUAAUCGCCUGAAAAAUAUCAAGAAUUCAUUGAUUUGAGUUCAAACAUCUAACUAGCACAUCACAAGCGGGUGUAGGAACCUAUCUUUUGCCUUUAAACGUGAGGCUGUACAAAUUUUUUGCCAAAAAUCACUUCCCGCUAGAAGCUCUUGCUGCCUUUCAAGACUGUGGUCACGUGAUCUUCUCAUGUUUGCCGUUAACCAUGAAAAACCUGAUGGUUAAGUCUCUAUCAUUAACAAAAUGAACCAGGUAGCCGUGACACAGCCUCUUCAUGUAUUUUUACGGCAAUAGUCCAUUGUUACUGUUUUUUAUUGUUUUCUAAGCCAAUCCUUGAGGCCUUGUAUAGCUUCGUAUCGCCCUUCUCUUUGCUAGUAUUUCAAUUUACUUUGGAUUACAAGGCAUUGCUUUACAAAAGAAAACACCUUUCAGGAACGUCUGUCAACGUUUUUUAUUAUUAUUUAUCUAUAUAUUUUUAUCAGACUCCAAUUGAAAAGCUACAGAAUCAUCAGGAGACUUUAAAAGACGAAGUAAUGACCCUAAAAUCAAAACUCAAAGCUGUGUUAGAUCAUACCACCCAACUGGAGGCCAUGAUGAAGGCCCUCAUGAAGCAUCACGGGAUAUCGGUAGAAGAGGAAGAAGAAGGCGAGGAUGACGACUAA
Molecule: messenger RNA, 23324 nt
Organism: Porites lobata
Lineage: Eukaryota; Metazoa; Cnidaria; Anthozoa; Scleractinia; Poritidae
Source: the annotation of a GenBank genome assembly